CGGGGCCUCGCAAAGUUUUCAUUGAGGUGGAGAAGUGUGGGCAAAGAGCACUGCUGCAGCUGUGUCUGAGCGUCGGUGAGGGGCAGCAAGGCAGACAGCAGGCGCAGCAGGAACGGGAGAGGCGGUCUACUUCCCCCUCUGCCACCUACAGCGCUCUGGCCGCCGCACCAGCGGAGGGGAGCAUGCAAGUCGUUUUAGAAGGAUGCAAAAUGCCAGCAACCUAGCAGCUUGGGAUGAUUUUGCUCAGUGUACCACAAGCUGGGUCCUACGGGCCAGAAGCUGGAAGAAAGUGGCUGGAGUCCUCAGUGUGUCUGGGAAUCGGUGAAUCGUGACUCACACCACUCCUCGGAUAUAUAAACAGAGAGCGAGCGAGAGAGAGAGCAAAGCCUUUGGUAUAUAACAGAAUCGAUCGAGUGCGAUUUAAUUUUAAAAUGCUGGUUCUCCUUUCUUGAUGUGGGGCACAACAAAAUGGUUCUCCAGUAAGAAAAAGAAAAAAAAUCUCCUCCAAGAAACCGUGCGUCUUGCAACUGAAGUCACCAGAAAUCCAGCUGCUUCGGGAUUUAAUGGGCUCUUCCAAAGAUGUUAAGGGACUUGUGAGAAAAUCCGGUGAAAGACAAUGCUAAAGUGCAUUAGCGCUGUGCAAGGGUGGACCUAAAAGUUAUGAAGUGGUACCUGUCGUAACAACAAGCAAAUAUUGUUCUCAUUUAUUUAAUCAAGACUCGAACUAGUCAGAACUUCAAGCAAUGGCAACAGAAGUGGUGUGUGGAUUGAUCUUCAGAUUGCUACUUCCAAUAUGUCUAGUAGCUGCAUGUGUGUUCCGUUACAAUGGGCUCUCUUUUGUCUACCUCGUCUACCUCUUGCUCAUUCCUCUAUUUUCAGAACCCACAAAAACAACCAUGCAAGGACAUACAGGACGGUUAUUAAAAUCCUUGUGUUUCAUCAGUCUAUCAUUCCUGCUACUGCACAUCAUCUUCCAAAUCACAAUAAACAGCCUUGAAGCUGGAAACAAUAUUGAACCUGGUUUUAACUGUUCUACAUGGGAGAAAACAUUACGACAGAUCGGUUUUGAAAGUGUGAAGGGAGCCGAUGCUGGCAACGUGAUCAGAGUGUUUGUACCAGAUAUCGGGAUGUUCAUUGCUAGCUUGACCAUAUGGCUUGUCUGCAGAAACCUUGUGCUGAAGCCAGUGACAGAGGAUGCAGCACAGUACAACACACAAUUUGAAAAUGAAGAAAUGGCUGGAAGAGAAAAGUUAGAGCCAGAUGAUGCAUUAAUGUGUGAAGAUUUGGAUGGUGGAGAAAAUAGCGAAGAGGAAUUUGAAGAAACUACAAAAUUAAAACUACUGCGCAGAAUUGCCUCACUGGCUUCCAAAUUGAAAGAGUUUAUUGGAAACAUUAUAACCACCGCUGGAAAAGUUGUUGUUACAAUUUUACUUGGUUCAACAGGCAUGAUGUUGCCAUCUUUGACGUCAGCUGUGUAUUUCUUUGUAUUUUUGGGGCUGUGUACGUGGUGGUCCUGUUGCCUAGCAUUUGAUCCGCUGAUAUUCAGCUGUCUGUGUGUAUUAAUGGCUAUAUACAGUGCGGGGCACUUGAUUGGACUUUAUCUGUACCAGUUACAAUUCUUUCAGGAAGUUGUUCCCCCAAAGGACUACUAUGCAAGGUUAUUUGGUGUCACUUCAGUAAUUCAAACCAAUUGCUCAAGCACCUGGAAGAUCAUAGCAAACCAAGACCUACUCUGGUAUCACCAUGCCAAUCCCAUAUUACUGCUGAUGAUGUACUACACCCUGGCAACUCUUAUUCGCCUUUGGCUACAAGAGCCCGUUGAGAUGGAUGAUGACGAGAAAUCUGGUAUCAGUGAAGAAGACAAAGAAACAGACUGCAACCCGACCUCAAGGAGACGAAGUUUGUGGUAUGCAAGCCACUACACAACUGAUGAGAGAAAACUUCUGUCAAUGACUCAAGAUGAAUACAAGUCAUCUGAUGUCCUGCUCGUAACAGUGAAUGGGACUCCUGUAGAUUAUCACACCAUACACCCCACACUUCACUUGGAGAAUGGCCCUGCCAAAGCUGAUAUGUACUCAACCCCACAGUAUAAAUGGGAGCCAUCAGAUGACAUGUCAGAAAAGAAAGAAGAGGAAGAGGAAGAAGAAGAAGAGGAGGAAGAUAUUCAGGAGAAAAAAGAAAAUGUUAAAAUACAUGCCAUGGUCUCUGUCUUCCAUUUUAUCAUGAAACAAAGUUACAUUUGUGCUCUGAUUGCAAUGAUGGCUUGGAGUAUCACUUAUCACAGUUGGUUGACUUUUGUGUUAUUGAUCUGGUCCUGCACGCUUUGGAUGAUUCGUGACCGAAGGAAAUAUGCUAUGAUCAGUUCACCUUUCAUGGUUGUUUAUGGAAAUUUGCUGUUAACAUUACAAUAUAUAUGGAGUAUUGACCUCAAUAAUGAUGAGCUUCCUAAAGUUUCUGGAUUUUUAGAAAAGAAGGAUCCUGGGGAAUUAGCUUCAAAGAUCCUUUUCACAAUUACUUUCUGGCUACUGCUUAGGCAACACCUCACAGAGCGGAAAGUGCUUCAGCUAAAAGAAGCUACUUUAGCUGAGGUCAAAGUUGAAGAUGAAGAAAAUGAAGAAAAAGAAGAGGAAUUGCAAGAAGGGGAAGUGACAGAGGAAGCAGAUGAAGAAGAUGAGGAUGAACAGGACAUUAUGAAAGUCCUCGGAAACUUGGUGAUGGCUAUGUUCAUUAAGUACUGGAUUUAUGUCUGUGGAGGAAUGUUCUUCUUCGUCAGCUUUGAGGGUAGAAUUGUCAUGUACAAAAUCAUCUAUAUGAUGCUCUUCCUCUUCUGUGUGGCCCUGUACCAGGUGCACUAUGAAUGGUGGAGGCGAAUCCUAAAAUAUUUUUGGAUGUCAGUGGUUGUUUACACUAUGCUGGUGCUUAUCUUCAUCUAUACAUAUCAAUUUGAAUCAUUUCCUGGCUUGUGGAUGAACAUGACAGGGCUAGAUGAAAAAAAACUAGAGGAUCUUGGUUUAAAACAGUUUUCUGUGGCUGAGCUGUUCACACGUAUCUUUAUUCCAACCUCUUUCUUAUUGGUGUGUAUAUUACACCUUCAUUACUUCCAUGACCGUUUCCUCCAGCUCACUGACUUAAAGGCUGUAACCAGCAAACAGGACAGCGCUAUUUACAGCCAUGCUAAAGUCAAUGGUCGUGUUUAUCUAAUAAUAAAUAGCCUCAAGAAAAAAAUACCAAACCACCACAAUGAACUAGUGCACCAAGAUGGAAGUCUGCCUGACAUAACCAUGCUGAAUUUAACUGCCAGCAAUGAAAAGGAAGAGGAUAAAAAUCUGGAAGAGCAUGGUGAUGAAAGAAUGGAAGAAAGAGAUGGGAAGGGAGAGAAAGAUGGGGAUGAAAAAGAGAAGGAGGAGGAGGAGGAAGAGGAAGAUGAGGAAGAGGAUGAUGAUGAAUCUGAUGUAGAAGAAACUUCCGAUUUAAAGAAUAAGUGGCAUCUGGUGAUCGACCGCCUCACGGUGCUAUUCUUGAAAUUCCUGGAAUAUUUUCAUAAACUGCAAGUUUUUGUGUGGUGGCUUUUGGAGCUGCAUAUUAUCAAAAUAGUUUCUUCAUACAUCAUCUGGGUCACAGUGAAAGAGGUGUCUCUGUUUAACUUUGUGUUUUUGAUUGCCUGGGCUCUUGCUUUGCCAUAUGCUCAAUUCCGCCCAUUGGCAUCAAGUGUCUGCACUGUUUGGACAUGUGUGAUUAUCGUCUGCAAAAUGUUAUAUCAGCUCACAUCUAUUGACCCUAGCACCUUUUCCAGUAACUGUACAAUGCCUACAGAAAAUGAAACUGACAUAGGCAGUGAAGAACUGAAGACAUCGCUUCUCUACAGCGCACCCAUCGAUCCUACAGAGUGGGUUGGAUUAAGGAAGUCUUAUCCCCUGCUUGUAUACUUAAGGAAUAACUUACUGAUGCUGGCUAUUCUGGCCUUUGAAGUUACAAUUUACCGGCAUCAGGAGUACUACAGAUGUCGAAAUAAUCUUACUGCACCUGUGACUAAAACCAUUUUCCAUGACAUUACAAGAUUACAUUUGGAUGAUGGACUUGUAAACUGUGCCAAGUAUUUCAUAAACUACUUCUUCUACAAGUUUGGGUUGGAGACCUGUUUCCUACUGUCAGUUAAUGUAAUUGGUCAACGAAUGGAUUUCUUUGCCAUGAUUCAUGCCUUCUGGUUAAUUGCUGUAUUAUAUCGACGUAGAAGAAAAGCUAUUGCAGAGAUCUGGCCAAAGUACUGCUGUUUUCUGGCAUGCACCAUUAUAUUCCAGUACUUCAUUUGUAUUGGCAUUCCACCUGCUCCUUGUAAAGACUAUCCAUGGAGGAGCCCUAAUGCCAACUUCAACUCCAACAUCAUAAAAUGGUUAUACUUUCCAGACUUCAUUGAAAGACCAAAUCCUAUAUUUCUUGUCUACGAUUUCAUGUUGCUGCUCUGUGCAUCCUUACAAAGACAAAUGUUUGAGGAUGAAAAUAAGGCUGCUGUGCGAAUCAUGGCUGGGGACAAUGUGGAAAUUUGCAUGAACCUUGAUGCAGCAUCAUUUAGCCAGCACAACCCUGUUCCCGAUUUCAUUCACUGCCGAUCCUACUUAGAUAUGUAUAAAGUGAUAAUAUUUAGUUACCUCUUCUGGUUUGUGCUUACUAUCAUCUUCAUCACGGGAACUACAAGAAUCAGCAUAUUUUGUAUGGGUUACUUGGUGGCCUGUUUCUAUUUCCUGCUCUUUGGUGGUGAUCUAUUAUUGAAACCUAUUAGAAGCAUUCUACGUUAUUGGGACUGGCUGAUUGCAUACAAUGUCUUUGUGAUUACAAUGAAAAACAUACUGUCGAUAGGAGCAUGUGGCUACAUUGAGUCAUUAAUUCGAAACAGUUGCUGGUUGAUUCAAGCAUUUAGCCUGGCUUGUACGGUUAAAGGAUACCAUCAACCUAAAGAAACUGGAGACUGUAAACUGCCGAGCGGUGAGGCGGGAAUUAUUUGGGACAGUAUAUGCUUUGCUUUCCUGCUGCUGCAAAGAAGAGUCUUCAUGAGCUACUACUUCCUACAUGUGGUUGCUGAUAUAAAAGCUUCACAGAUCCUGGCAUCAAGAGGCGCUGAACUUUUCCAGGCCACAAUUGUCAAGGCAGUAAAAGCAAGAAUUGAAGAAGAGAAAAAAUCAAUGGAUCAAUUGAAGAGACAGAUGGACCGCAUCAAAGCCAGGCAACAAAAAUACAAAAAGGGUAAAGAAAGAAUGCUGAGCAUGACCCAAGAAUCAACAGAAGGGCAAGAAAUUCAAAAGGCCUCUGAAGAAGAUGAUGAAGGAGAAGCAGACAAAGAGAAAACCAAGGGCAAAAAAAAGCUGUGGUGGCGGCCUUGGGUUGAUCAUGCUUCCAUGGUCAGAAGUGGAGAUUAUUAUUUAUUUGAGACGGAUAGUGAAGAAGAAGAGGAGGAUGAAAAAAAAGAUGAUGAAGAACCUCGGAGGAGAUCUGCAUUCCAGAGAGCUAUUGGGAAAUUUGCUUCAGCCAUUUUAGCCUUGCCAAAGUCUAUCAUUAAACUGCCCAAAACUAUUCUUCAGUAUUUAAUCAGAGCAGCAAAGUUUGUGUAUCAGGCCUGGAUUACUGAUCCUAAAACUGCACUUCGACAGAGGCGCAAAGAGAAGAAAAAGUUUGGGAAGGAAGACAAGCGAAGGCGAAAAGGAUCUGGGGAUGGUGCUACUGAUGUAGAACAUGAAGAGAGAGAAGAUGAACCUGUCAAAAAGAAAUCAGAUGGGCCAGAUAAUAUCAUCAAAAGAAUAUUUAAUAUUUUGAAGUUCACCUGGGUCCUUUUCCUGGCAACUCUAGAUAGUUUUACAGCUUGGCUCAAUUCCAUUUCAAGAGAGCACAUUGAUAUCUCUACUGUGCUGAGAAUUGAGAGAUGCAUGCUGACCAGGGAAAUUAAAAAGGGGAAUGUUCCAACUCGUGAGAGCAUCCAUAUGUAUUACCAGAACCAUAUGAUGAAGCUUUCUAGGGAAUCAGGACUGGACACAAUUGAUGAAAAUCCUGGUCAAGAUUCUAGUUUACAGGCAUCUGAGAGGAUGGAUAGUUUAGAUUCAGCUGCUUCUCAUGACAGUAUUUCCAGCUGCUACACUGAAGCAACCAUGCUGUUCUCAAGGCAGUCAACCCUUGAUGAUUUAGAUGGACCAGACACUGUUCCUAAAACAAGUGAGCGCGCUCGACCUAGGCUUCGUAAAAUGUACAGCAUGGAUAUGUCCUCCUCAUCAGCUGACAGUGGCAGUAUAGUGUCAAGUGAACCUACCCAGGUCACCAUGCUGUAUUCUCGUCAGGGCACAACAGAAACCAUUGAAGAAGUAGAAGGGGAGCAUGAAGAAGAAGGGGAAGGUUCUACAUCAAGACGAGAAGAUGAGGUGGAUGAUUAUGGCUUGGAUUCAGAAGGAGCUGCUUACACUCCUGAUACUGACGUGCCAUCAUACUCUGCUGUGGAUGGCAAUGCCGAAGUCCCACCUUCAUACAGCAAAGCUGUCAGCUUUGAACAUCUUUCCUUCAGUUCCCAAGAUGACUGUGCUGGCAAGAACCUCAUGAUGGUGAGCCCAGACGACAGUCAAAUUGACAAGCUAAAUGAUACUAUCCUCCCUCCAUUGACACACGACCUGACUGCCAGUGAGCUGCUUCUAAACAAGAUGUUUCGUGAUGAAGAGCUGGAGGAAUCCGAGAAAUUCUACAGUGGUCAGCCUCGACUAUUGCUUCUCGUUUAUGCUCUGUAUAAUACACUGGUGGCCCGGUCAGAAAUGGUGUGUUAUUUUGUGAUUAUCCUUAAUCACAUGAUCUCUGCCUCCAUGAUUACCCUUGUGCUUCCCAUCCUUAUAUUCCUUUGGGCCAUGCUGUCUGUCCCCAGGCCUAGCAAACGCUUCUGGAUGACAGCCAUUGUCUACACUGAGGUGACCAUUGUUAUCAAGUACUUCUUCCAGUUUGGCUUCUUUCCCUGGAAUAAACAUGUGGAUUACACCAAAGAUAAACCUUACCAUCCGCCCAAUAUUAUUGGUAUUGAAAAGAAAGAGGGUUAUGUGCACUAUGACCUUGUUCAGCUCCUUGCUUUAUUCUUCCAUCGAUCCAUUUUAAAGUGCCAUGGGUUAUGGGAUGAAGAUGAUGAAGGUGAAAGCUGCAGUAGUAAAGAGGAAUAUGGCGAUGAGCUCUCACUGACGGCAGACAGGAGAGAUUCUGCUGACUCUUUAAAGUCAGUGAACCUUGCGGCUUCUGUGGAGUCCAUACAUGUCCACUUUCCAGAACAGCAGACUGCCAUCAGAAGAAAAAGUUCCAGCAGUGGGUCACAACUUUCACACAGAUCCAGUUUCUCCUCACAGAGGUCAAAGAGAGGGAGCACCAGUACACGAAACAGCAGUCAGAAAGGAAGCAGUGUAUUAAGCAUUAAGCAAAAAUCUAGAAAAGAGCUUCUUAUGGAAAAGUUUCGAGAACAAAUGAUCAAAGCAAAGGCAUUUACAAUUAAAAAGACUCUUCAAAUAUAUGUGCCCAUCAGACAGUUUUUCUACAAUCUCAUUCACCCGGAAUACAGUGCUGUGACUGAUGUUUAUGUGCUGAUGUUCCUCGCAGAUACUGUGGACUUCAUCAUCAUUGUGUUUGGGUUUUGGGCUUUUGGGAAACAUUCUGCUGCAGCAGAUAUCACCUCUUCAUUAUCAGAGGAUCAGGUACCAGAGGCAUUCCUGGUGAUGGUGCUCAUUCAGUUUGGAACAAUGGUGGUAGACCGAGCACUGUACCUCAGAAAGACUGUCAUGGGAAAAGUCAUCUUCCAGGUCAUUCUUGUUUUUGGGAUACACUUUUGGAUGUUCUUUAUCUUGCCUGGAGUAACUGAAAGGAAAUUUAGCCAAAACACAGUUGCCCAGCUCUGGUAUUUUGUGAAAUGUGUUUAUUUUGGGUUAUCAGCAUAUCAGAUACGUUGUGGUUACCCAACCCGUGUUCUUGGCAACUUCCUCACCAAAAGUUACAACUAUGUAAACCUCUUCUUAUUUCAAGGAUUCCGUCUGGUUCCAUUUUUGACUGAGUUGAGAGCAGUAAUGGACUGGGUUUGGACUGAUACCACUCUGAGCCUUUCCAGCUGGAUCUGCGUUGAGGAUAUUUAUGCUCAUAUAUUUAUCUUGAAAUGUUGGCGAGAGUCUGAAAAGAGAUACCCCCAGCCAAGAGGCCAGAAGAAAAAGAAAGUUGUGAAGUAUGGAAUGGGUGGCAUGAUUGUUGUCUUGCUGAUUUGUAUUGUCUGGUUCCCUCUGCUCUUCAUGUCUUUAGUCAAAUCUGUUGCAGGCGUCACCAACAGGCCUCUUGAUGUAUCAAUCACAAUAACCCUAGGAGGUUAUCAGCCUAUUUUUACAAUGAGUGCUCAGCAGAACCAGCUCAAGGAUUUGAAUCAAACUGAGUUUGAUUCAUUUCAAAGAGAAUAUUCGGGUAAUACUGGUGCUUUGCAGUUUCUAGAAAGCUAUGGAAAAGAAGAUAUAACUGUAGCAGAACUAGAAGGGAAUUCAAAUUCAUUGUGGACUAUCAGCCCUCCCAGUAGAAAGAAAAUGAUUCAAGGUCUCCGGGAUUUUUCUGCUGAGUUCACUCUAGUUCUUUCAUGGAGUAUUCAAAGAAACCUCUCUCUCGGUGCAAAAGCAGAAAUAGCAUCGGAUAAGCUUUCCUGUAACCUACUGAAUAAAACUAGAGAAAAUAUCGCUACAAUGAUGUCUGGGGAUCACACGGUAAAGAAGGUGAUGCUAGAAAUGAUGUUUCCAUACUAUCUCAAGGCACCUAGUGAUUCUCUGGCAAAACCCAUCAAGCAGCUAUGGAAAGAGGGGAGGAUGGAAAACAUCACUGUUUCACUUGUCAAAAAUGAGUCUAAAGAUGGGGUUCGUGAAUGGUGGGUUCUCAAUCAGCUUGGAAAAAGAUACAGACAGGAAGAAAGUCUUGAACUCUUUGUAUUCAGUGACAAAGUUAGCCCUCCUAGCCUUGGAUUCUUAGCUGGCUAUGGUAUAAUGGGACUUUACGCCUCAGUUGUCCUGGUGAUAGGGAAGUUUGUCCGUGAGUUCUUCAGCGGGAUCUCUCACUCCAUCAUGUUUGAAGAACUACCAAACGUGGACCGUAUCUUGAAAUUGUGUACUGACAUUUUCUUAGUAAGAGAGACUGGAGAACUGGAACUAGAGGAAGACCUGUACGCCAAAUUAAUAUUCCUGUACCGCUCACCAGAGACGAUGAUCAAAUGGACUAGGGAAAAAACUAAUUGAUCUCUUUGGAGUCACACUGCAAAUCAAGUUGACUUCAUCUGAAUUUUAAAAAAGCACAAUAUUCUCAUAAGAGCUAAGCCUUUUAUAGUUAGGUAGCAACGAUUUUUCACUGAUUGAGUCCAGGAAGCUACUUCCUUAGGAAUCCAUGCUGCCUUUCAAAUUAAGGAUUAAUGGUGAAGAAGAUUGGUUUGAUUUUUUUUUUUUAAUGCCCACUCCUCUAAAAUCAGGGGACCUUGCUUUGUAAUUUAAUCAACCAAAUGUUCUGCAUCCUUGACUGGGAUGUUAAUCUUCCGGACGUUACAUUUCUACCGUUAAAGAAAAAGGAAAGAAAGAAACGAUCCCUUAGAUGACUUCACUGGACCUUUUCUGGAGCGAUACAGUUUGUGCAAUAUGCUGUUGUACGUCACUGACUUUCAAGAUACAGUAAUGGGAAUCUGACUAGCUUCAGGAAAACAAUGCCAAAAGGCCAUAGUGCGAGCUGAAGAGAUGCUAGCCAUAUCCAUUUUUAGAAAAGCAGAGGUUUUGAUGUACCGAAGACUCUUUGGACAACCCUCUGUAAGCAAAAAGAAAACAAGUGACAAUCUCUUUAAUUACUUUAUUUUAUUUGUACAGUCCCAGGAGACAUUUCCAUGAAACAUCAAUGACUUUUCUCAGGAAAAAAAACUUGGUUUUAGCACUUAGUUAAACCUUAAUGAAUUAUGGAGUAUUGGGAUGUUCUGCUGGGCUAUCUUCCCACAAUUACUGCUUUCCUUUAGACAGAGAAAAACCAACUGAAUGACUAAGGAGCUGUUUCACUUCUUAUAUCUCUUUGAAGACUGAAUAGUGUGUGCUACUCUGUGCUUCCCCACUACAUGCUUUUCCCGCCAUUUUGAUGAUUUAAGGCAAUGGUUUUGUUAUCUGAUAUUCUCCUUCCAGUGUUUCAGGUAUACAAAAAUGUUUACAUAUUCCAAUUUACAUUUUUACAUCCGAGACGGGUUUUUUAAGUUCCCAAAUAUAGAAGUACAUAUGAGCUUGAAAAAUGGCCUUUUCUUAAAUUACUAUUGUUGGUGACACAAACGGUUCAUUAGAGAACAUUCUAGCAUGAAAAUUUAUGAUUGCAAUGUAGGUUUAAUUCCAUGUUAAAAAAAUGCAAUUUCUGAAAAACAAAAUCAUUGAGUGGGUAGGGUAUGUUAAAAGGUUAUACUGUGUAGUUUUGAUUCAGUAAUGACUUAAAAUAAAGCACAUGAUGCAAA
This is a messenger RNA of Malaclemys terrapin pileata, 10489 nucleotides long. RefSeq names its product piezo type mechanosensitive ion channel component 2 (gene PIEZO2). NCBI's taxonomy places the organism in Eukaryota, Metazoa, Chordata, Testudines, Emydidae. Gene Ontology annotation, cellular component: plasma membrane. Gene Ontology annotation, biological process: regulation of membrane potential; cellular response to mechanical stimulus; detection of mechanical stimulus. The record is from RefSeq and is a predicted model, not a curated record. Gene Ontology annotation, molecular function: mechanosensitive monoatomic ion channel activity; monoatomic cation channel activity. Bases 744 to 9257 code for a protein of 2837 amino acids. The transcript has 56 exons.